GACCUAAUUUAGUAAAAUGGUGAAUAAUGUUGCUAGUACGAGUACUCGUACUUGGUACUCGUACAAUUCACUACUACAACAACAAUUUUUGUGUCUUGAUCGGAAAAGAUCGAGAAAUUUUGGAUCUCGAUGGGGUGGAAUGCAUUGCGGCAGACAGCAAUCAGCACUCAUCGAUCCAUCUCCUCAGCCGCCAAGCUAGAAAGAAGGAAGCGGAAACCAACACACAACAGCACAGGAGCAAAUUCUACCACAUCAUGCUCUUCCAGCUCCUGUUGGCACUCGCCGCAUCCAAAAUUUCCUCCUCGUUGCUGCGGAUCGGAACGGAUGGGUUCCGGCUUCGGCCCUAUCUGUCGUCGAGCGACGAGGAGGCCCUCGCCGACAUUUGCAAGGGCGUGUGGAACGGCACCGAUUAUCUCCCGGCGACCGCGCAAGCAUUCGAAGAAGACCCGAGCUGCGACUUUGUCGUCCUCGAGCACGAGACGACGGGAGCAGUGAUCGCCGCAGGGAACCGACGACGCCUGCCUCGAAGGGACGGAAACCGAACCGAAAACGCGGUGUUCUGGCUCGAGGCCGUUCGCGUGGCUCCCGAGUUCGAGGGGAGGGGCAUUGCCACCGCCCUCACCAGGGAGCUGUGCAGGCGAUGUAGGGAAGAGGGGGCACGGGAGAUUCUGUCGUGCACGGUGAAAACCAACCGGGGCAUGACGGCCGUCUUUGGCAAGGAGGGGAUCGACAUGCAUCCGGUGGGCACCGCCUGCAUUCCCGACUUUGGGGCAUUGUCCGGGUUGCCGGGAUGGUCUUCUAGAAACGACGACAAGGCUUCUCCCGAAAACAUUCUUAAAGCAAUGGGUUUGGAAGAUUCCGUUGACGAAGCAGUGAGGUCGGAUAUUUGGGAGCCCGUUCGGAGCGAAGAAGAGCUCACGGAUAUCCUGGAGAAAAGGGACAGCGGUGAAAGCCUGGCGUAUAUGCCCCAACUCGGCAAACUGCUCUGGUCGUCGGACGAUCUGGUGGAAAGCAUCCGAGAGGGCCUCGUUCGAAAGCUGAAAGGCGGUGCUGGCAAUCCACCGGUUGCCGUAUUUGCACUGGUAAGGGACUCCACCAUCCAGAGCCUUCGAUCCAAGUACGUUUGUUCUGUUGUGGCAUCGUCCCCACAGGGCCUCGAUUCGGCUCUGUGGGAAGCCUGCAACCCCGAAUACCUCCCCUUGAUCGACGGAAAUCCCGCGUUCUCCUUUGUUUUUGAAAUGCCGCUCCCUUCCGGCCCCAAACCAUCGGUGGCGGAGUCUCUUCCGUUGAAAACAGGUAAUGCUUUUUCGUACUACCGCUGGGCGAAGAGAACGACGCGAUGAACCAGCGAAUGGUGGUAGUUGUGGUAUCAGUGGUGACCUCAUUCGAGUCGACGAAUGACGUCUUUCUGAUCACCUUAUCAAGGAGAUCCCAGGCCUCAUCAAUGUCGUUUUCUGCACAGUAUUUCUGGAGGUGGAUGGCAGUGUUUUCAAUAGCUGCACUUGAAAGCUUUUUUAACCAUUGUACUCAUGAUGUUGGAUCCAUCCUAAAGGCAGAGGGAGAGAGAAGAAGAAGAAUAGGGUUGGUUACCAUGGAAGUUUGCAAGUUGCGGUGCUCGAAUGAAAGUCACAGUUAAUUGCGCUGAAAGAUCACGUAGCAGAAUGGCUUACAACGAUAUUCUUUGGAUUUGUCGAAAGGCAUCUUUCAUGCGAGAUGAUGCAGUGUUCUUUUGCAAAUAUUUUUCAUUUCCCCCUUCAUGAACCGAACGGUUCAACGAAAACAAUUUUUGAUUCUACCAAGAUGUUGAGGAUUUGCAGGAUAUAUCUACAUGAGAUUUUGCGUGGUCACUGUUCUGUGCUCCUUGAGGGGAACUAGAUGGCCGUGACUCUAGAGAUUGAUUGUGUACGUAUGGGUAUUUGUGUUUCGUGGGAUUUGUCCCGGCUUACGAGUUUCUUGUGUUUCGUAUCCACAUCUGGUUUCGAGAGAUUCGUUUCCAAUGCUAUACGGAACGUUUCGUACCCGACGAGAGUCACUUUUGAGAUCUUACCAUCACUGUGUCUGGGACGCUAUUCAUUUGGUUCAAGUACAAAUAAUCAAUUCUUUAUUAA
This is a messenger RNA of Pseudo-nitzschia multistriata, 2108 nucleotides long. The record is from the annotation of a GenBank genome assembly. NCBI's taxonomy places the organism in Eukaryota, Bacillariophyta, Bacillariophyceae, Bacillariales, Bacillariaceae.